Messenger RNA from Pecten maximus, 2931 nucleotides. RefSeq lists its product as uncharacterized. Lineage: Eukaryota; Metazoa; Mollusca; Bivalvia; Pectinida; Pectinidae. The coding region runs from base 432 to 2816 and encodes 794 amino acids. The record is from RefSeq and is a predicted model, not a curated record. The transcript is spliced from 8 exons.
AAGGGAUGGGGUCACUAGUAAUAACAUAUAUAGUAAAUUAAAGUCCAUGUCACUUAAACGUUUGUAAGUUACGAAGUUUGUAAGCAUUCAGAUGAGCGCGAUUUCUUAAAACCGAAAGUACCCUGCGUUUCCACUUACUUAUCUUGGGAGGAAGUAUUCAUAAAAUCUUCCAUUCAUUGUCUGAAAAACAUAAUUACAUCUUGGCUGAGUUUGGCGCUCGAAUGGUUCUACAUCUGGUCCAGCGUAUGACAACGUCUCAAUGACACUCAAACAUGCAUGGGAGAAGAAUUUGAAAGGUAGCCAAGGAGCAAAAGUGAAAGUACAAUCGAUGUGUAUAUAGGUGGUCAUUCCAUAGAAGAUAACGGAUCUGUAUGGCUUGGUCAUAUGUUUCAUGAUAAGUCAAAAUUCCUGUGGGUGCAGGACCCAGCACAAUGGCCACAAUAGAAGGUUUAUUGACAGACAUAGCUUUGGGUGUUGUAGAUAGAAAUUGUGUACUUGUCAUCAAGAAUCUACACUCUUCAGUAAGUGAAGGUACAUUGGUGAACUGGGUUGAGGUGGUGACAGAUGAAGAGGUUAAAGAUGAUGUUUGUCACUAUCACAGACCCUUAACUUCUGUGUCCAUCGCUGUCCUCAGUAGUAGUGUACAAGAUCAAAUUGACCAAAUUCAGCAGAAUGUGUUGACAAAGAAACUCAGCAAAAGAGUGUUAGAUGUUUCCCCUAUAGGACUACCAUCAGGUCUACUUAUACUGAAUAACCAGGGCCAUGCACACUCUGAAGAUUCUUUGGAACUCUUCUUUGAGAGUACCAGGAAUGGCGGAGAAGAAGACUGUGUCCAGUCAGUAAUGCACAAGGAAUCCGGGAUUACAGUGAUACCAUUCUUCUCCAGUUCAUUGCCAACAGCUGUAGAAAAUAUCCUCAAGAAAGGUCUUCAGUCUGGACAUGUCCUGAACAAGAAACCACUCACUGUUGUACCAUACUAUCCUGUUUUCCAUGACUAUGUGUUGGACCAGCUGGGCAAUACAGAGACAAGAAAACCGAAGAACACACUUUUCCAAAAUGCAAAAAAAUGUGAUGAACUGGAUGGACAUGAUUCCGACCAUCAUGAUAACAUCCAAGAUGAUCCUGCUUUGAUAUCUUUCUCUUCUGAAGAGGAAAAUGAAAAAACAAACUUAAUGAUUGAUGGUGGUGGUGAUAUUGAUUUACCCAGAGGUGAAAGGAGUCAAGUUGAUUUACCCAGAAGUGAAAGGAGUCAAGGUCAAACAUUUCAAAGUGAAAAAGGUCAAGCUCGAGCAUUUCAAAGUGAAAAAGGUCAAGCUCAAGCAUUUCAAAGUGAACAGAGUCAAAGGUUUCAAAGUGAAAGAGGUCAAGGUCAAGUAAUUCAAAGUGGUAGAGAUCAAGGUCAAAUAUUUUCAUGGGAAGAUGACAGUAACUUAUUUACACAAAGUCCUACAAGCAGUGAGAAUGUUCAAGGUUGUUUAUUUCCAUCAGAUGAAUAUGGUGGACCAGGGAAGGUGAAAAGUGAAGACAGUCAAAACACUGAUGAGCAAGCUGGAAACUUGAUAUUUAUUGGUAGUGAUUUGCCUGCUAUCGAUAAAAAAAUGAAGCAGCCAGAAUUUGGUCGACCUUUGAAAAUUCAAACUGCUGAUGAGCAAGACCGACAUUUAACUAAAGCACCAAUGGAGACAAAGAUAAUAAAAUUGCCUAAACACAAGAUAAUUUUAUUGAGAAUCUCAAGUUUUGGACGAAAACAAAAGAAUGUUGAGAUUGACCUUAAUUCAGAAAAAGACUUCAUUAGAUUAAGAGGAACGAGAGAAGAUAUUAGCACUGUUACGGAGGAAAUGCUGAAAAAGUUGGAAGAAUUACAGCAACACGACCGCAAAGUUUCUAACGAGGUUGCUGCCAUACUGGAAUACAAAAUGCGAACCCCUGAUUUCACCAAACAGACGUUGAUGGGAGAUAAGAUCUAUGCUCAUGUGAUGUGUUUAGCAAAGGAGAACAUUGUGAGAGCUUAUGCAUUCAAAAGGGAGCAGGCCAAGAGGGCGGUGGACAAAAUGCUGUCUCUGGUGGAUAGUGAGGAUAUCACUUAUACCGAGUGCCACUUCAAGUACCUAGCUAGUUCUGCCUGGCAGAAUCUUGUCCAGAAAUGGGAAAAUCUAGGACUUGUCAAGAUUAGAGUCAUGAAACCUGAGAAAAACAUCAGAAUAACUUCAGUGACAUCCUUGUCUGAUGUCAUCCAAGACAUCAAAGGAGAACUUGGAAAGUUCAGUGACGUCACAGGGAAACCUAUCUCUGUUGAUGGAGGCAGGGCCAUGAUGCUUCACUAUUGUCUCCAGGAUAAGAUGAGGCAGAUGGAAAGUGAUGUCAGACAUGCUGGCGGUCAGAUGGAUCACAGAUACAAGGCUGGUACAUAUCUAGUCACCGUUCAGGGUAGUCCAAGUGUUGUAAAGAAAACCGAGAGUCAGCUACACAGUCUCACAAAUAGCAUCUGGGAGGGCAGUGUUAACCUCAGCAGACUGGAGGGAAAAUUAAGACCACUCACAGAGGAAGAAAAAGCUGUUAUUAUUGAAGGCAUUUCAUCAAAGAAGGGAAAAGACUUCCUGAAACGGUUCAGCAUUGAACAUUCAUGUAUUGUUCUUUUUACACCUAAAUCAGGAGCCAGGCCAGACUCCAGGUACGAAGAACCUAAGGGUAUGAUACGAUCACAUUCUAUGCCUGUCCUGGAGCCAGCCACUGGUCGCAUGCACAACAGAUAUUCCAAAACUGGGCAGACAGAACCUUCACAGGUAACCCACGUAUGGCAACCCAUACCAAGCUAGGCGUCGCUCUAGAGAGACCCUAGGUCGCGGAGUGGGACAUUCACAUAGGGAUUCUGAGGACUCUUUAACAUAUAGAAGACCUGAGAGAUAUCCCAGACCUACGAAAUCUAUAAAA